AAUGAAGAAUUUUUGCCCUUGUAUCUACGAGAAUCGCCCAUCUUCUUUUACUCCCUGAGAGACUACUCUGGUGCAGCAUUUCCAUUUAGUCCCCGACUAGCUGUUGCAGAGAUUCUUGGUAGCUCCUUCCCUGCAAUCCCAACGCCUAAAACAUGAUUUUCAUUAUCAACUGUCCAUCUUUUGUACCCAGCAUUAGAGUCUAUUCUGCAACGUCCACAUUUCUUCAAGUUUUGGCUAUGAAUAGCAAUAAUUCAGCAAUCGGAGCACUCAUCCUAGUUCCGAUUGUAAUAGCAGCAUCCGCAGCAUUUAUCGCCCUCAAGGCCAGCGAGUUUUGCAAACGCGCCGGACGAUCCAUCAAAAACUUCUGGAAUAACACUUAUCCCUGGUCUACUACCAACCAGUCGAAACGCAAACGCAAACUUCGAAGAUCAAACCUUCGCUCUUCUCAACUAUACGCCGAUUCUUGGAUCGAUCUAGAGAGCAUCGACUCCAGAGAAGGUUACAGCAGCUUUAUCAACCAAGUUCCUACUCGUCGCGGCAAAUCCUUCAGUGAAGGUGACAAAGACCACGCAUACGGAGACACUGCGAAGAGGAUAUGGCAUCCGUCAAGGUCAACCCGUCUGGAGUGGAGCUUCGCGAAUCCGAGAUCGCCAAACCGCAGCCUCUUCGAAUCAUCAAGCGUAGCCAAACCGUCGCCAACUGCUCAUCGCCCAGAGAGGUUGUCCACAGAGGACGCGGCUCUUCUAGCGGGUCCUACGAGAGCAAGGGAAGUCCGCCGCAGGGAAUCGACAGACCUUUGACAGUAAGAAAGAAGAGGCAAGGAAGGGGAAGUGUGAUUGCUUUGAGUAUGGCGGAGCCUGAUGAAGAUAUUGGGUCUGGAAGUGCGCUUUCGGACAUCAUCAGGAAACAUUCGGGUGAGUCGUGAGGGAUUUGAGUGACGAGCCGGUGCUGACAACUUGGAGAUUUGAGCGAGAUGGAUGAUGAUCCCGAUGUUACGCCGAAGGCUCGACCGUCCACGAGAACUGCCAGUGCUGGUGCUUUUCUCAAAUCGGAGCUUUACCAAAGAAGUCAAGACAUCGAUGCUACAAGUUUUUCGGUACGAGAUACGCGACAUUCUAUGUUUACUCCACAGCAAUCAACUCGAAAACCUCCAAGCCCGACCAAAGGUAGUCCACCGAAAAUUCCCGAGCGUAGACCUUCCAGAUCUAAGAACUUCUUCCUGCGAGCGAUUGGCGGUCGCUUGUCCGAUGAGUCCAAAGCUAUUCGGCGCAAGGAUUCCGGAGCGUCCAAAGGAACAUUGAUUCGUCGACUGUCACGGAGCAAGAACCACAGCUCGGCUGAAUCUUAUACAGACAGCAUCGCUUCCACAGACAGUGGUAAUGAUUUCCGGCCCGGCAGUCUAGAUAUUACAGACAUUAGCAUCAAUUCAAGAAUAUCUUCUCAUGAAGGGAAUCAACCCUCAUCAACAGUAUCCGAUAUUAUCCCACCGGACGUCUUUGUUCUGUGCCCCCAGGUCGUCAUCACACCUGAGAUCUCCAGUGUGGAUACUGGAUGCUGCUUCUUGUGGGUGGCAAUCGAAGUCACUGGUACUCUUCAGAAGGCCGAUGGAUACGAAGCUCGAUAUGAUGGGUCUCGAUCCACAAGUUCUCGUAUUUCAGAAAUCGCAGCUUAUGGACGACUACAUUCUAUGCGUAUCGACCUCCACCCCGGUCAAGGCUGUAUAGUAUCAGAAAUCAUUGGGGAUCUGCACAAGAGCAAAACUAUUCGUGCCGGGGAAACUCAACUAAUUCUCGCAAAAAUCCGCUUCAGCAAGUUCAUCCCUCCAAGUCACUUAAGAGAAUCCUCGUCGGACGGCUUAAUCGCGCAGCUGGAAAAUGAUCUAGGUGACACUUUGACUCCCUAUCUGACUGUGCGCCUAACAUAUAAACAUUCUGGGUUUCCGAACAUCAAAAAACCUGGAGUCAUCCAAGAUGGCAUGAGUAUGCACAUCACGCGAUUGCAGACAGAGGCAACCGGGGUCAUAAAAAGGCACAACCCGCUUUCGGCUUGGUCACCUCGAACUUCACAAACAAUCCAUUCUCCCCUGGAGGUUAAUCCUCUUAUUCACUUGGUAGAGACCUAUCUUCCAUCAGUCCAAGCUCGUGAAGUCAUCAAGAAGCUUGCAGGCGAGCGAACCCCUAUUCCCAUAGCGAAGAGAUUUGAACACAUUGGUGGCUCAAGCGAAGAGACUGUCAAGCCUGUUCCAACUAGCCUUGCAGCCCGUAUCAGCUCUACGCUCUCAUCCCCACUGGUGCAAAUAGCUUCAGCCAGAGGUGUCAUGUCGCCUCCUCGCACGACAGGAUCUCCAAGUCCCUUCGCAAGAUUUGGCAGCACCAGAUCCACACAACUCGGCAGCGUAGAAGACAUGGACCCAGCAAGGCGGAUCUGGACAGAAAUGCGACGUCACUCUCGCAGCGGCAAUCGUUCUCGUCAUCCAAGAGGAAGCAUUAGCGCCGAUCAUUAUUUCAGCGUCGAUGAUAGCCCCAAUAACCGCAUCAGCUCCAUCAACACCACUGUCUCGUCCUUCUCUGCGGGUAAGGGUGGCGGCGAGCUGUGUGAAGUGAAAGAAGAGAGGGGUAGGAUCAUGGAUAUGGCGCUGAAGAAUAAGAGAAGUGUAGGUCAGGAGACUUUGAAGAGUAUUGUGCCGAGUGUGGGCAGGCAGAAGGGUGGUGCGCUGAGUUCUUUGGGUCUGGGUGCUGGCAGGACGUGGGGUUGGAAUGCGAAUUGGUGGUGAGAAGAUUAUGGCUUACUUAUCUUAUUAUACUGUUAUGUUGCUUAGUGA
Molecule: messenger RNA, 2821 nt
Organism: Cadophora gregata
Lineage: Eukaryota; Fungi; Ascomycota; Leotiomycetes; Helotiales; Ploettnerulaceae
Exons: 2
Coding region: 974-2773 (599 amino acids)
Source: RefSeq, a predicted model, not a curated record